Fusarium coffeatum is the source of this 996-nucleotide messenger RNA. RefSeq lists its product as uncharacterized. The record is from RefSeq and is a predicted model, not a curated record. The transcript has 6 exons. The coding region runs from base 1 to 996 and encodes 331 amino acids. Lineage: Eukaryota; Fungi; Ascomycota; Sordariomycetes; Hypocreales; Nectriaceae.
AUGGACUCAGCGCCUCUCCUCCAGAACGCUGAUGGCCUUCCCAGCCCCAAUGUCAUGCAGGAUCAUCCUGCCUUCCUCCGAGCAUGCCAUUCACCAUGGUCCUGCAUCCCUCAGAACGUCCUCGUGAUCAUCCGAGGUCUGUUUUUGGCGUUUCUCAUCGCUGUGGGUAUUCUCAUCCUCAACUUCGAGCUUCACGAGCAUAGCGAAUUUUCCAACUGGCGCAUCAUUUUCGACUUCGCCAACAUCAGCUUCUUCUUCAUCGUGUUGUACCAGCUUCUGACCUUUUCAUGGACCUUCACUCACCUGUACUAUCCCCAUCACCAUGAUCGGCACAUGGGCGGAGUUGAAGGGUUCCUCAUCAGGACCAUGUCGCUUCCCAAGCAUAUGGGCAAUCUUCGCAAGCAGUUCCACUUUACCUUGUUCUACACCCUCUGUGUAGUCUUUGCGUUUGCCAACUCUACGAUCUACUUCUUCAUCACCCGCCAACAGUCGAAGGAGAGCCGCGCUGGCGAACCCCAACCAGAGCUUCGUCGUGGAAACAGUACCACCAUUCCUACCUGGGCUGGAUAUGCCGAGGACAAGCCUCAACCUCCAUUCACCGACAUCUUUGGAGAAGGAUGGUUCCGGGCCUUCAUCAUCUUGUCCUUGUAUGCGUUCGGGACACUGGUUAUGGUAAUUGAGAUACUUGUUCUCAACAGUAUCCGACGUCCCUAUACUGUCGGACUGCACCUAAUUGGUAUUCUCUUCUUCGCUACCGCAUACUUGGGUUGGGCUGCAUUUGGUCGUCUCGUCACUGACUAUUCCCCCUUCUUCUGGCUCGACAAGAAGGAAGUUGGUUCCGAUGAAGCGAUCACCCUCUACUCUAUUGGCUUUGUGUUCUUGAUGCCUAUCAUGUACAUCCUCAUGCAAGGCUUUGUUGCCUGCCGUGAGACUUUUACAAGAUCGAAGAACGAAGCCCGCGCUAUUGCCGCUGCGCAAGCGGCCCUCGACCAGUGA